UAAUGGCUGUAGUGGGAUCACAGCAUCUUUCUAGAACUUCUUCAAAUUCUUUCUAGAUUCAUCUAGUGAUCCUCGACUUCCCAAACUAGCUCAAACCACCAGUGACGUCAGUUCUUCGAUAACUGCCAAUUAAACAAGCACGAAGUGAAACUUUCUCUAUCUUUAUCAACCAUUUUUCAUUGUUUUGUUCUCCUUCUCUACAAUUUUUUGAUUGACCUUCUGCUUAUAAUGUGGAAAUUGCAUCAUUUCUUUUGCGUGGUUAUGAAAAAAAACAUUCUUUUUUCCUAGUUUAAAGCUAUUGGACAUGGAUGAGAGACUUCUACCUGAAAGAAAAGAGAGCUUGAGGGUGAGACUAUGGGAGGAAUCGAAGAAGAUAUGGAGGGUUGCAUUUCCUGCCAUAUUAGUUCGAGUAUCGGGCUUUGGAAUGUUUGUUGUCACUCAAGCGUUCAUCGGACAAAUCAGUGAGGUUGAGCUUGCAGCCUAUGCCCUUAUACAGAUCAUCACUGUCCGAUUCGCAAAUGGAAUAUUGUUGGGAAUGUCUAGUGCAACUGAGACGCUAUGCGGGCAAGCAUUCGGGGCAAAGCAAUAUCACAUGCUUGGAAUUUACCUUCAAAAAUCAUGGAUUAUCAACCUCUGUACAGCAACAAUCCUUCUACCAGUAUUUAUCUUCGCGGCACCAAUCUUCAAAUUAAUUGGAGAAGAAGAAGAAAUAGCUAACAGUGCAGGGUACAUUUCCCUAUGGUUCAUCCCAGUUCUCUACUCUUUUUCCUUCAGCUUUACCAUCCAGAUGUACUUGCAGUCACAGCUUAGGAACAGAAUAGUCGGAUGGCUGUAUGCAGCAUCAUUUGUGCUUCAUGUUUUCAUGUCCUGGCUCUUUGUCCUCAAAUUCAAUUGGGGGAUUCCUGGUGCAAUGAGUUCAAUGAUCAUAGCAAAUUGGUCGGUGAUAAUUGGACAGUUUGUGUACAUCUUUGGGGGUUGGUGUCCCAAUACCUGGAGAGGGUUCACAGUUGCAUGCUUUUCGGAUUUGCUUCCUGCAGUAAAGCUCUCCAUAUCCUCAGGAGUGAUGCUCUGCUUGGAGUUAUGGUACAAUGCAAUUCUAGUCCUCCUAGCAGGAUACAUGAAAAAUGCUGCAGUCGCGAUAUCUGCCUUCUCUAUCUGUCUUAAUAUCAUAGCUUGGGAGUUCAUGCUAUGUCUUGGCUUCUUUACUGCUUCUAGCGUUCGAGUUUCGAAUGAAUUGGGGAGAGGAAAUGCCAACGCUGCAAAGUUUGCAAUCAAAGUCAUAGUAUGGACUUCAAUUAUUAUUGGAGUGUUCUUCUGGGCUUUAUGUUUAAUUUUCGGUGAACAAAUUGGCUACUUGUUUACAAGUGAAAAAGAAGUAGCAGAAGCUGUGUCACAGCUCUCUGUCCUGCUUUCUUUCUCAGUUCUGCUCAACAGUAUCCAGCCAGUGCUCUCAGGGGUGGCUGUAGGGGCUGGGAGGCAAGCUAUUGUUGCAUAUAUUAACAUUGGUUCUUAUUAUGUGAUUGGAGUGCCACUAGGAGCUGUUCUUGGAUAUGUAGCCAAGCUUGAAGUCAAGGGCAUUUGGAUUGGGAUGAUAGUUGGGGUUGCUGUUCAAUCAGCAAUAUUAGGCUUCAUUACUUUUAGAACUGAUUGGGAGGAACAGGUGAAUAAAGCAUCGGAGAGAAUGAAUAAGUGGUUCUUGAAGCCUUCUGGUGAUUCUGAAGGAAACCCAGACCAAGAAAGAAUAAAUGAAUAAACAAAAUUUGCCCUUUUCUUUCUCUCUUUUUUUUCUUUUUUUGGAUUUUUUUCUCUGAUUAAGCCAUAAGUUCAAAAUGCUUAUUAAUUAAUAUUAAUAAACAUUAUAAGUUAAU
Molecule: messenger RNA, 1868 nt
Organism: Rubroshorea leprosula
Lineage: Eukaryota; Viridiplantae; Streptophyta; Magnoliopsida; Malvales; Dipterocarpaceae
Source: the annotation of a GenBank genome assembly